GUGUCUCUGUGCGUGUUAGCCUGGCGAGGGGGCCCGCGCGCGCAUCUCCGUCGAGCGCAUCGCCUGCAUAUAUACCCCACGACCGCGCGCCGUGGAUACCAGUACGCCACCCACAAGCCACCGGUCGCAACCGCACUCCGUCUAUAUCACCCCCGGCCUCGCCACCUUGGGACCAGUGCCUCUCCCUCCUCCCUCUCUCGCAACCUUUCCCCCCGUCUCGUUGGAAUCCAUGGCGUCCAAGUCCGCGGUCACCACCGCAGGUGGGCAGCUGCCCAAGGGCAAGGAGGAGUCCUCCUCCAUGGCGGACGUGUACAACCACGAGCUGACGCCGCUGCAGAAGCACGUCGCCUUCUUCGACCGCAACAAGGACGGCGUCAUCCACCCCUCCGAGACCUACGAAGGGUUCCGCGCGAUCGGGUGCGGCGUCGCGCUGUCCGCCUUCAGCGCAGUCUUCAUCAACGGACUGCUCGGUCCCAAGACCAUACCG
This is a messenger RNA of Triticum urartu, 487 nucleotides long. Lineage: Eukaryota; Viridiplantae; Streptophyta; Magnoliopsida; Poales; Poaceae. The record is from RefSeq and is a predicted model, not a curated record.